GGGUGGCGCUCACCAUUGUGCCACAGAAGCCCUGAUACUACACAACCUCUCUACCUUUGCUUUAAGCCCUCCGAUCAAACACCGCUCAAGCAAUCUUGUGGGACACAAAUGGACCAAGGCGAAUGACGGGCGGCUUCUUUCUAGCGCCACCUUGCGCGCCGCUUGGGAUUAGCCAGUAUACCUAGCACGAAUGGGUGGUGGACAGGCGCUUCGUGAUGUCCUGCAUAACUACGUCAGCAAAGAGAUCAGCUUGAAACAAGAACCAGAUGCGGCCUCCUCCAUGGCUCCAACGCCUUGCCUCUUCAAUGUGCGCGUCUCGAGCAAUCGCCAGCUCGCUGUACGACCGGUAGUGCAAAAUCGCAUCGAUCGAACUUAUGCCGCCAUACGCGUGUUCGGGUACGGUGUUGAUGGCAAGCUCAUCGCAGCCCGGGGGUUUCGCUCUAGCGAUAGCUUUAGUAGUUGAAGGCCGGUCAUCUUAUCGUUGGCUGAUGCUCAACAGCACACUGCAUCCGAGGACGCUAGAUCGUCAUUCCUGUCGGUUAGACGAGAUACUUUGCCACUUAAUCGUGCAUCAGACUGAAAGAAUACCGAGAAAAGCUGGUCGUUACCGUUGUACAUCGCUCCAAGCGCGGGGAACGGCAAUGAGUAGGAAGAAGAGAGCCAUAACUACCUAUAGUGCGGUGCGUUGUUAGACUCAGAACCUCCGAUCGGACCCAAUAUGGGAAGGUAUAAAAAGUGUCUGUCAAGCUCGCCUACUUUAUGCAGUCUCGCGCAUUCACGCUUGGGCCACAGUGGUUAAACUGCGAACGUCGCAAGGGUGAGC
Baudoinia panamericana UAMH 10762 is the source of this 823-nucleotide messenger RNA. RefSeq lists its product as uncharacterized. The coding region runs from base 375 to 692 and encodes 105 amino acids. The transcript has a single exon. NCBI's taxonomy places the organism in Eukaryota, Fungi, Ascomycota, Dothideomycetes, Mycosphaerellales, Teratosphaeriaceae. The record is from RefSeq and is a predicted model, not a curated record.